CGCAGAAACCACCGCGACUUAAUCCAGCACACGAGAUCCAAGAUGGUGCACGAGCGUAUCCCUAUGAUGGUCCGUCUGCUGACGAUUCUCCUCGCGCUGAUCGCUACAGGAACGGCUGGUUCCGGCGGCGUCAAGAGCUGCGACUACGGACAAGAGAUGUUCCGGUCCGGCACACAGGUCUACUUCCUCAUGACCAUUGGAGCUUUGGUGGUCGUUAUGUUUACCGUUCGCGUGCUGGUCUUCGACGUCCGCAAGCUCCGUCAGCCGAAAGUGCGAACGUUCGUGAUCUUCGACUCGGUGUGGCUCAUGUUCUCGUUCGCAAGCGCUGUGGCCGUUGCAGCCGCACCGGUAGGCACGGCCGUGUGCUCAGGAGUGGACAAGGACAUCAUGAUCCUGCUGGAGGAAGUAUGCAGGUUCCAGUGCUCCAACAUCGUUACCGCCAUCGUCACCAUGUUCCUGGUGUCCGUGUGCAUCGUUUUCGACAUCCUCUUCGCCACCGGCGCCAUCUCCGUUGGCAGCAGUGAGCCACCCGCCGAAGACUUUACCUUCGGCGAGACUGCAGGAUCUCCACGCAGCCAAAAGGCCAAUGCCAACCGCGGCUCCGCCGAAGUGUAGCAAUGUAAUAAACUCGCAACCGGUUUUGGCACGCUCAAACCUUUUACCGGUAA
Phytophthora infestans T30-4 is the source of this 668-nucleotide messenger RNA. RefSeq lists its product as uncharacterized. The coding region runs from base 43 to 615 and encodes 190 amino acids. The transcript has a single exon. Lineage: Eukaryota; Oomycota; Peronosporomycetes; Peronosporales; Peronosporaceae. The record is from RefSeq and is a predicted model, not a curated record.